Molecule: messenger RNA, 1920 nt
Organism: Zygosaccharomyces rouxii
Lineage: Eukaryota; Fungi; Ascomycota; Saccharomycetes; Saccharomycetales; Saccharomycetaceae
Exons: 1
Coding region: 1-1920 (639 amino acids)
Biological process (GO): regulation of DNA-templated transcription; DNA-templated transcription
Molecular function (GO): zinc ion binding; DNA binding; DNA-binding transcription factor activity, RNA polymerase II-specific
Source: RefSeq, a predicted model, not a curated record
AUGCAGCGACAAAAAAUUAGACGCCACAGAGCUAUUAAAUCUUGCCGCUACUGUUAUGUGCACAAGCUGAAAUGUAACAAGGCAUUACCUUGUUACACUUGUUCAACUAUGAAUACUACGUCAGAAUGCAUAUAUGGAUUCAACAAAAAUGACAACAACUCUGAAGAAAUAAAAGCAGAUAAUAAAUCAAAUGAAAAAUCUUCUAGGCCUCUGACCACCCGUGGAAUUGAUAAGACACCCAAAGGUACAUUAGUUUACAGGUCGAAGUAUUUUUAUCCGUUUUUUGCCAAUUCGAUCAAUGAUAGAGUUCUUAGCUCUCAUGCAUAUGGUCUUCUUUCACCAUCCCAAAAAUUUAAAAGGAAUGAAAUUACUAAAUUCAACAGAUUUACAAAUCCACUUGAUAGUAUCGAAGAUGCGUUAGCUCUUUUACCGCCUUCAAGGGAAACUGCAUUGAGUCAAGUGGAGACUUAUUUCGAUUCAGUCCAUCCUAUAAUCCCCAUACUGAGCAAAUCAAAAAUUAUGAAUGCCUUGCAGACAAUAAAAAAUACUGACAACGACCAAGAAAACAUUAAUGUGCCCAAUUUACUGUUAAUCAUGGCACUAUUCUUUUGUUCUUCGUACGCGGCAGUAGCAUCAGGUGUGAUUCCCGACUUAUUAUUAUGCAACAAAUAUUAUGCUGGUUACAGGCUUCUUUUAGAAAUUUCCGAGUUCCCCCUACGUCCUCAAUUAGAGUCCUUGAAAGCAUUCACUAUCGUUAAUUUUGUUAUCGACCCAAAUAUGGUUGACGCUACGGCCUAUUCAAGUAUGCUAGUUCGAAUGGGACAACAGUUAGGAUUGCACAAGAUGGAGGAUAUUCAAUCGAAGUUACUAUGGGGUUACCUUUUAUACAUAGAGGGUUCAGCAUCGGUUGUUAGUGGAUUCCCAUAUUUCACUCCGGGAAAUUUGGCAACCGAAACUAUAUCACCUACUCCUGAAUCAAAGGACCAGAAUGGAUUAUCCGCGGCAUACACCAUAGGGAGAUGGAAAGUAAAUGCAGUUUUUAGAAAUGUGAUGGAUCUAAGUGGACGACAAACCAUUUCAGAGUCUGAUUUCCUAUCGACUAAGAAGCAAAUCGAGAAACUGUACGAUGAGAUCUUAGAGAUCAACGACAUUUUACGGAUUGAAUUCCCUACUUACUUCACUUAUUUGACAAGUACCCUCCUAGUAUUUCUUUAUCGCUUGCAUCUCAGACAUACGGCACUCUCAUAUUGGCAGUCCCGAAAGGACAAGCUUUUACAAAAGACAGACAAUCAGGUGAACUCAGCUCAACCGAUAGACAUAACAAGCUCCCUUACAACCCGUCACAUUUAUGGUGAUGAUGUGGUUCACCUAUCAUUAUUAUUACUAUUCCAUACUUACGAAAGAUUGGUACAGGAGAAUACCGCUAAGUUCGUAUGGUAUACACGGGGGUCAACAGUCAUGCAAUAUCUGUUUGUGGUCAUCAAAGAUCUUUAUCAAAAUGAAUUGAAGCCAUGUGAGCUAAACAGUUUUUCAGAGCCGCUGAAGAAGACAGUGAAUACCGAUAUUGAAGAAAUUUUGAAAAGAGACGACGUCUUUUUCAAAUUCGUUCUUAUUGAUCAUGUCAUUGGUUUAUUAGAAUUGAAACUAGCGGCCCUAUGGAAUGACGAAGAUCUAUACAAAUUCAUUCUGGUUAAAGCCAUAAAGGAAAAGGUAUGGCAGGUCUUUAGAACUCAGUUGGGACACAAUAAAAACAGAAUAGAAGAAGUAUCAAAGUGCAAACUGUUUGUAAGUGGUGAAAAACAUCUACAAAAUCUCAAAAGUAUUAAUUUUGAAGAUUAUAUAGACAAUUGGGAAUCCGAUAUCGUCCUCCUUGAGAUGAAUAAAAUUUUGGUAAAUUGGAUUGACGAUUUACAAGGUUAA